CGCGACGCGCGAUGAACGCUGACGGACUCACGGAGAAUACGACACCCACGCCCGCUAUGGAUGCGCGCGAGAGAGAUGCGACGACGCGCGCGAUCGUGGAGACGCGAACAACAUCGAGUCGGCAGAAAACAUCCACGGCGGGGGCUCUCGUGCGCGCUCUGGGACGGUGGAAGCCGAUGAAAACGCCCAAGACGACUGGGACGUUGAUGUUGUACUGCCUGGGAAUAUACGUGGCGUUUUACGCGCGCGCGCCGGUGGAGAUAACGCCGACGAUGCAGCGGCGUUACGACGACGCUUUGCGACGCGUCGACGAAGAAAUCGGCGAAGCGUUAAGACGGGUAUCGUCGUCGUAUUACGACGCAGAGCGCGAGUUGAGGGCGGUGACACCGUUUGGGUGGCGGUUUACGGCGACGCCCAGUCAGCGUUCGCGAAUCGAGCAAGCGAAGAAACGUCAGAGAGACGCCGCUCGAGCGUUACGAGUCGAGGAGCGGAAACGGGACGCCGCGAUGCGCGAAGCUCGUUCUGAGCUUGGUCUGUGGUCCGAGCUAGGCGUGGGCGACGCGAAGGCACUGUUUAAGCGAAGCUACGAGCGUGGGAAAGUGUUCGCGACGCGCUCGACUUUUUGGGACGGGUUACAUUUGAUGCUCCGCGGUAAGAGCGACGAAUCGACGAUAUCGUUCCUGUUGCGAUGGGCGUUUAUCGCCGUGAGCAAUUUCACGAUGGGAAUGCUCAGCGCGAUAUUCUCCUACGCAUUUGCGUUGCCAGGGCUCAUAUCUUCAUUUAGCACGUCGAUUUGGUCCGGCGUGGCGUUCUUCCUCGUCGCGUUGGUUUCGGCCGUGAGCGUCGUCGCGAGUGUUCUCGCGCUCUUGUACGGCGGGGCCGCGGGCGGCACGUUCGCUCUCGUUAAAUACGCCGGUCCAGCACUCGCUCGUCUUGACGAAGCGGAAGAUAGACGCCGCGCUCGAAUCGGGCAACGCGCGGCGUAUGGCAACUACGCCCACCAGAACGCGCGACAGCGCUACCACGUUGAUUGAAGUAUGCGCGCUCUAGUGGCAAUGAAGAAUAUAACAAAACGAUCAUCGCGCCACAAUACGAUUCCCACGUUCGGUGUUACACUUUCUGUGGUGACGUCGAGGGCGAUACGUUCGUCACGAUAGCGAGUGCGCGUGAAGAUGUAGUACGCACAACCCUAGGCGCGCGCGCGCGCGAGAGCGGGUCGGUCUGAUUCAUCCCACUAAAAAUUUC
Ostreococcus lucimarinus CCE9901 is the source of this 1245-nucleotide messenger RNA. RefSeq lists its product with no specific name. The record is from RefSeq and is a predicted model, not a curated record. Lineage: Eukaryota; Viridiplantae; Chlorophyta; Mamiellophyceae; Mamiellales; Bathycoccaceae. The transcript has a single exon. Bases 12 to 1034 code for a protein of 340 amino acids.